AUGACUAGCACUUUGUUAUCUCAUCUACUGCUAUACAUCUGUUUCCUGAGCCUCGUCACUGCCCGGAAUGAGAAGCAUAUAUCAACCGACCUAUUCAACUCCCUGGAAGAGUUAUCCCGGCUCGUAGACAUUUCAUACUGCGUCGGAACAACGGGAGUACAGCAACCAUUCCAGUGCCUCAGCCGCUGCGACGAGUUCCCAGAUCUAGAACUAGUAACUACCUGGAAUACGGGCGUUCUCCUCUCUGACUCAUGCGGCUACAUAGCCCUCUCCCACACCCCCACCGCCAAACAAAUCAUCCUCGCCUUCCGCGGCACCUACUCCAUCACAAACACCAUAAUCGACCUCUCCGCCUAUCCCCAAGCCUACAUCCCCUACCCAGAUCCGGAAGAAAAAUCCACCACAACCCUUAUUCCCGCAGAUCCCCACUGCGAAAACUGCACCGUCCACGCGGGCUUCAUGCGCUCAUGGCUUCACACCAGAACAGAAAUCCUUCCAGCCGUCACCACCCUGCGCCAAAACUACCCCGAUUACGCCGUAACGCUAGUCGGCCAUUCCCUUGGCGGCGCGGUCGCAGCACUAGCAGGACUGGAGAUGCGUCUCACGGGCUGGGAUGCGACGGUGACGACGUUCGGGGAGCCGAUGAUCGGGAACGGGGCGUUUGCGGCAUUCCUCGAUGAGCAAUUCGGGCUCGUGGAUGGGAUGUCGAUUCCCUCGCUUGAAGGGGGUCAGCGGUUCCGUCGUGUCACGCAUUUCGGGGAUCCGGUUCCUAGGCUGCCGCUUGCUGAGUGGGGAUAUAGUCCUCAUUCUGGGGAGGUUUUUAUCAUGAGGGAGGGAUUGCCACCACGGAGGGCGGAUGUGGUUCAUUGUGCUGGUGCGGAGGAUUCAGGAUGUAUUGCGGGCGGCGGGGCGGAGGGGGCUUUGGCUGAAUUAUAUCGGGAUUUGAAUGUUCCUGUUGGACUGGCCGGGUCUGGUUCUGGUGGGGAGGCGUGUCUGUCGAGUGGGCGUGAUGGGGGUCGUAGAGAUGUUUCUGAGGAGCAGGCGGUCUUGGGAUUUGAGAGUCCGGAUAUUGCUGAUUGUGAGGAUGGAUUAUCGCCUCUCCGGUGGGAUUGGUCUCUUAUACCGGCGAGGUAUCGGCUUUGGGAGCUGUUUUAUGCUCAUCGAGAUUAUUUUUGGCGAAUUGGUCUUUGUGUUCCUGGGGGAGAUCCAACUGGGUAG
Molecule: messenger RNA, 1218 nt
Organism: Penicillium digitatum Pd1
Lineage: Eukaryota; Fungi; Ascomycota; Eurotiomycetes; Eurotiales; Aspergillaceae
Product: lipase family protein
Biological process (GO): lipid metabolic process
Source: RefSeq, a predicted model, not a curated record